CAUCUAUGGUUUAUUAUAUUAUCUAUGGUAUACAAGUUUUGUUUUUCUCAUAUAAUGAAAUUAAAUUAAAUGUGUUCGAAUUACGUUUUUAAACUAAUUAUCAUAUUACCUUUGUGUACAAUUUACUCUUUGUUUGUUACUUAAGUCUUGGAUUUACUUGUUGUAGACCAAAGGUUCGAGAUUGUGAAUGAUGAAUAUUUCAAUUGAAAAGAAACGGAGCGAUUGUGCAGCGUUGCCAAAAGGAUGGCAAAGGGAAGAAGUUAUAAGAAAGUCUGGACUUUCUGCUGGAAAAGUAGAUGUUUAUUAUUACAGCCCUACAGGUAAAAAGUUUCGCAGUAAACCUGAGCUAGUUCGUUAUCUGGGUGAUAGUGUGGACUUGUCGUGUUUCGACUUUCAGCAGGGUCAAAUUAACACUAUGCUGCUGUGCAAGGCCAAGAAAGCACGAGCGCAGUUUGACUACAGGGGAGUACGCUCAGACGCAUCGCUCGUGCCUCCUAUACGCCAAACGGCGUCCAUAUUCAAACAGCCAGUCACUGUGUACAAAACACAAGAGAGUAAAGUGAAAACUGAUUUAAAACAUGGCACACAAGAGAAACCCAAGCAACUUUUCUGGGAGAAACGUUUGGAGGGUCUAACAGCGUGUGACGCUAACGGAGUCAUAGGCACCACAUCUUUGCCUAAGUACAUCAAAUCGCUGGGACCAUACAUCUCAGAUGCCACCACCAUACAGUCAUUGGCCACUGCUUUACAUGUUUCGUCACAACCUAUAACAGGUCAAAGUGGUUCAAAACAGACCAUUAUGGAGAGCCCCGGUGUUUUUUUAAACCCUGACCAACCGUUGAUCGCGGCGGUCACUAUAACGAAGGACGAUUUGCGACGUCAAGAGGAGCGCGUCAAGCGGGCAAGGCUCAGACUGCAAGAGGCUCUAGCGGUUGCAUAGGGUCACGCCGGCGACGGGGAAGUGCAAACCUCCGCCGCCGACUCACAGGAAGGAGGCCCUGAAGCCGACCCCGUUGAACAAAUGCUGCCCGACUCCACUGCUGAUUCGCCCAAGCCCGCCAUUUCUGAAUGCAUCGUCGAUAGUACUAGUUAAAUGGGAUUAGUGUUUAUAUGUAUAUUAGGCUAGAAUCCAGUUUUUUACUCUGAACUAGUUUUUAUAUUUAUCUUCUUUGAUGAUUCUUUGAUAUUUGGGGGGAAAUCUCACUAAGAGACACCAUUUUUCUGGAAGAUCAUCAUUAUCAACCCAUAUUUGGCUCACUGCUGAGCUUGAGUUUCCUCUCAGAAUGAAAGUAGUUAGGCCAAUAGUCCACCACGCUGGCCCAAUGCGGAUUGGCAGACUUCACACACGCAGAGAAUUAAUAAAAUUCUCAGGUAUGCAGAUUUCCUCACGAUGUUUUCCUUCACAGUUUGAGACACGUGAUAUUUAAUUUGUUAAAAUGCACACAACUGAAAAGUUGGAGGUGCGUGCCCCGGACCAGAUUCAAACCCACAUCCUUCGGAAUUGGAGGGAGAGGUCAUAUCCACUGGGCUAUCGUGGCUCAUUUAGCUCAUAUUCUGGAAGAUAACUUAAGUAUUACAUUUUAAUAUUAUAUUUUAAAUAAAAAUCGUCAUGUCUCUAAUAUAUUGGGAUGCUCCAGGAUCUCACAUAAAUAAACUUUGAGAAAAUAAGUUGGGAUCUUGUCAUAUUAAAAAAAAAACUUGUAUCUCGGUUGACUGUGCCUGCUCGGCUCAAUUUUGGAACAUAUUUUCCCAAAUUUUCAUAGAUUUCCAUCUAUAGCGAUCAGCGGCGAAGAGUCCAUACAGGCCGAUUCAUUAUUGUAUUGAAUAUAUGUAUAGAUGAAUGAGAAACCAGAGUUUUUAUCAAGAUAUAUAAAUAUCCUUUUCUUAGGGAUGGCUUACCUUCGUCACUGAUAGCUAUAUAAUAUAAUACAGAGGCAACUAUAGGCUGUGUAUAUAUUGACGUAUGUCAGUGUCGUGAACUCAUGACUAAUGCAAAAAUUAAAUGGAUUUCUUUUAAUGUUUUUAUGUAUCUUAUAAUGUUUUUUAUGUAUAUUUCAAUUUAGAUGUAACUUGUAGGAAGUAGAACACUUUGAUGAAAUUAACAGAUUACAGCAAUUCAUGCUAAGCAAGUAUAAUAUUAUAAUAAGUAUAUCUAAUACAUAGUCAAUUAAUGACAAUCACAAUAUUUUUUUUUUACAAGUAAGCCCUUGACUACAAUCUCACCUGAUGGUAAGUGAUGAUACAAUUUAAGAUGGAAGCGGGCUAACUUGUUAGGAGUAGGAUGAAAAUUCAGACCCAUUUCGGUUUCAUUUCAGUUUCUUGGCAUGAAAUUGAUUAGUCACAAACUCUGCUUAGAUACUACUUGUUUGUAAUAUUCUAUUUAUUUAUUCUUAUAAUUUUUGUGAUGAAUGUCUUUCAGUGCAUUAUUGUUUGGAUUAUAGUAAACUCCAGUCAAGAAAAAGUAAAAGUGAACAAGGAAUUUAUACUUUUUUGUAUAUCUCAAUCAUAAUAUUAUGAUGUUAAACUUAAGCAUAGUAUAUUUGUGGUAAGUGUGAUUUUAUAAUAAAAGAACUUUUAUAAUA
Molecule: messenger RNA, 2582 nt
Organism: Bicyclus anynana (squinting bush brown)
Lineage: Eukaryota; Metazoa; Arthropoda; Insecta; Lepidoptera; Nymphalidae
Gene: MBD-like
Product: methyl-CpG-binding domain protein 3
Exons: 6
Coding region: 188-940 (250 amino acids)
Molecular function (GO): DNA binding
Source: RefSeq, a predicted model, not a curated record